Marchantia polymorpha subsp. ruderalis is the source of this 468-nucleotide messenger RNA. The record is from the annotation of a GenBank genome assembly. Lineage: Eukaryota; Viridiplantae; Streptophyta; Marchantiopsida; Marchantiales; Marchantiaceae.
AUGGCGGAGGGCGACAAGGACAGAGUUCCCGUAGCAAGGGAGGGAGGGAGUGGCUUUUUCUCCAGUUCCGCUGCUGCUGCUCUGCGCUUGUGGCCGCGGGGCCGCGUGGCUGCCUGGCGGGCCGCGGUUGGCCCCGGCGUGCAUCUUAUCUGUCCCGCCACCGGAUGCCUCCUUUAUGAUUCGCAACUCUCCCUUUCCGCUCUCUCGGCGCUCUGCCGCAGGCCUUCGCUUUUAUUGCUGAGUCCUCGUCUCAGCCAACCGGCCUGGCCUGGCCUUGCCUUCCCUUUCAUUGAGCUCCUUCGCAGCGCUGGGCUGCUGCUGCUGCUGCUGGGUGGGGUGGCUGGCCAGGGGACGAGGGUCGCUAAAGCACUCGGGUCCAGUCCGCGGCCCAGUCCGCCUUCUGCUGCUGCUGCUACUCCCAACCUUACCGGACUCGCUUUUCCUGCUGCCCAACAUGAUGGCAAUUAA